GUCUAGGGUUUUCUGUUUGCAGCUUCUUUUACUCUAAAACCCCAAGCUUUCCUCUUGUUAAAAAUGCCGCCUUUAGCUUCUCUGCAACUUCGCCGGCUCCUCCAUAACUGCCUCACUUCUUCUUCUUCGAUUCAAUCCCAUGGUUUCCUCUGUAUCAGAACCCCAUUUUCUUCUCAUUUCUCUACUACCUAUUCGAUUAAAUUCCCAUUUAUUUCCUCUCUGUCUAGAUCUUUCUCCACUGAAAAUCCUACAUCCCCAAACCAGCAAGACCCAGAUGCAGUUGCACAAUCUCUCUCGAUGGAGCUUCUGGAAAACACUGAUUCGGAUCCUAUGCCCAUCACCGAGCGGCUCCAGCUCAAAUUCUCUCAUGUCACGCCGACCCCUGCCGUGAUCUUACAGGCACUCAAUCUCUCGGCGGAAGCUGGCCGAGCGGUUUUGGGAUUCAACAUGUGGCUCGUCUCAAACCCUAGUUUCAAGCAUACGGAUGAAACGCUUUCGUAUUUCAUUGAUUACUUUGGCCGAAGAAAGGAUUUCAAAGCCAUCGAUGAGUUACUUGCUGAAAACAAGGGCAUUGCUGGAGCUAAAGCUUUACGGUCUUACAUUGAUAGGCUGGUUCGGGCUGGUCGGCCGACGCAAGUUGUCGGGUUUUUUGAGAGAAUGGAGAGGGAUUAUGGGUUUAAACGUGAUAAAGAUUCACUUAGGUUGGUUGUUGAAAAAUUGUGUGAGAAGGGGUAUGCGAGUAAUGCAGAGAAAAUGGUGAAGAACUUGGCAAACGAGAUAUUCCCUGAUGAGCUGAUAUGUGAUUUGUUGAUAAAAGGUUGGUGUGUUGAUGGGAAACUCGACGAAGCAAAAAGAUUGGCAGGAGAAAUGUAUAGAGGUGGGUUUGAGAUUGGGACAAUGGCCUAUAAUUCCAUUCUUGAUUGCGUGUGUAAACUUUGUAGGGAAAAGGAUCCUUUUAGGCUUCAUUCUGAGGCUGAGAAGGUGUUGUUGGAUAUGGACUAUUAUGGGGUUCCAAGAAAUGUGGAGACUUUCAAUGUAUUGAUUAACAACUUGUGUAAGAUUAGGAAGACUGAGGAUGCAAUGAAGUUGUUUUAUAGGAUGGGAGAAUGGGGGUGUUAUCCGGAUGAAGAUACAUAUUUAAUUUUGAUUAGGAGUUUGUAUCAGGCUGCAAGGGUUGGAGAGGGGGAUGAGAUGAUUGAUAGGAUGAAGUCUGCAGGUUUUGGGGAUAAGCUUGAUAGGAAAGCAUAUUAUGGAUUUUUGAAGAUCCUUUGUGGGAUUGAGAGGAUUGAACAUGCUAUGAAUGUUUUCAAGAAGAUGAAGGCGGAUGGAUGUAAACCAGGGAUCAAGACUUACGAUUUGUUAAUGGAGAAGUGGUGUGCUCACAAUCGCCUUGACAGAGCAAAUGCACUUUACAAUGAAGCUUUGAAGAAUGGGGUGCCCGUGGAACCCAAGGCAUAUAAAGUGGAACCGAGAUACAUGAAAAAACCAAAGGUUGUAGUGAAGGAAAAGAAGCGGGAGACAUUGCCAGAGAAAAUGGCCAGGAAAAGGAGGCGCCUCAAGCAAAUCCGGUUAAGUUUUGUGAAGAAGCCAAAGCCAGCAAACCGAAGACGAAGAUUGGCCUAGACUCUUAAUCAUGUCUAGAUUUUACUUGUGCCAUGCUGGAAGUGGUAGGGUAUGGCCAUUCUGAUUUGCUGUUCUUGUUUUAGUUAUGAUCAUUUAUCUUUUAUGAACUUUGAUGUCUUACAUCUUUUCAUGGAUUUUUGACCCUGAUCAGGUUCUGUUGUUUUUACUGUUAACAUUGGAAAUAAAUUUUGUUUUAAGAU
This is a messenger RNA of Rubroshorea leprosula, 1823 nucleotides long. The record is from the annotation of a GenBank genome assembly. Lineage: Eukaryota; Viridiplantae; Streptophyta; Magnoliopsida; Malvales; Dipterocarpaceae.